UUUAUCUCUCAUGCCCGUCGUCCCAUCCUGGCAAAUGAUCUUUUAACAAGAACCCCGGGACAAGGUACACAUUAGACUUAUUGAAAUUAAUUCCGAUAUUAAGUUCUCGCGGCGACUUCCCGCUGGCCUGUCGGGAUAGCCAGAUGAAUCGUGUUUGGCCACUCAAGGUGAAUAGUACGGUUUCAAGUCAGGAUAGGACUCCACGUGGAGCUGGUUUUGUCAUGAAAGCAUGAAGGCUUUCAAAUUAAGACUUUCAGGAUGGAAGUUUCAAAACACUUUCAAAGUGGGGAUUUGAGUGAGGUUUCAAAGAAGUCUUAAGUUUCAAAGUAUUGUUUAGGGUUUCAAGCUACAAGAUAAAAACUGUGCACGUCAGUGGAGAUUAACGGCCUUCAACGAGCGGGACUCAAGAGGCCAUGAACCUCAGCAUAAAAAUUGCGAUAAAGGCUACUGAUAAGAUAAAGCCACAAACUUUGUCCGCAAACAGAAGGUCUGACACUUCGCAAAAGUCGUCCCGAGCCGCAACAGCGCAAACUUUCGGAAGCAUGCUGGGGACAGCCGCCGUGUGGUUCCUGUGGGGGGCCUCUUGUAGCCUGGGGGCCCCAGCCGGACCCCCCAGGCAGAAGGUCCUGCUGGUGUCCUUCGACGGCUUCCGCUGGGAUUACGACCGCGACGUGGACACGCCAAACUUGGACCGCAUGGCCCGCGACGGCAUCAAGGCCGAAUACGUGACACCGCCGUAUCUCACCAUCACCAGCCCGACGCACUUCACGCUCCUCACCGGUCGCUACAUCGAGAACCACGGUGUGAUCCACAACAUGUGGUUCAACACCAGCAGCACGGAGAAGAAGCCGUACUACCAGACGCAGUUUGUCAACGAGUGGUGGGACAACGGCACGCUGCCCAUCUGGAUCACGGCGCAGAACCAGGGCCUCAAGUCGGGUUCUCUUCACUUCCCCGGCACAGCGUCCAGCUACCGGGGCCAGACGGCCAUGGUGCGCGAGGUCGAACCACUCCUCUACAACUAUAAGAACGAGACGGCUUGGCGCCAGAAUGCCGACAAGGUGAUGGGCUGGUUCCGUGACCAAGAUCUGGACUUUGUGUCGCUGUACUUCGGCGAGCCGGACGGCACCGGUCACCGCUACGGCCCGGACUCGCCUCAGCGACGGGACAUGGUCCGGCAGGUGGAUCGGACCGUGGGCUACAUCCGGCAAUCGGCGGAGAACCACGGACUAGGCCACGUCUUGAACAUCAUCAUCACCUCCGACCACGGAAUGACCACCGUGUACCGGAACGGACUGGUGGAGGAAAUCACGCUUUCCAAGAUUCCGGGCUUCUCCUUCCGGGACGUGUCCUUCCACCUGGUGGACUUUGGGCCUUCGGGGAUGCUGCUGCCUAAGCCGGGUAAGCUGGAGAAGGUGUACCAGGCCCUGAAGGGGGCGCACCCGCACCUCCACGUCUACAAGAAGGAGGAGAUGCCCGAACGGCUCCAUUUCGCUAACAACGACAGAAUCCUCCCCAUCAUUCUGCUGGCCGAUGCGGGUUAUGUCAUCAAUGGGUACUUCCCAGUGCAGUUCAACAAGGGCGAGCACGGCUUCGACAACCACGAGAUGGACAUGAAGGCUUUCUUCAGGGCGGCGGGGCCGGCAUUCCGUAAGGGCCUGAAAGUGGGCCCCUUCGAGACAGUCCACAUCUACCCACUCAUGUGCCACAUUUUGGGCAUCCGACCCGAGGUCAACGACGGCCACCUGGAUGCCACCAAGGAAAUGCUGCUCAACCACACCGGCCCGGACAUAGAAGGUGGCAAACGUGUAAACAUGGUUGGGAAGGCGUUCACCGGUUUGGCUGCGAUGGCUGGAUUUCUUCUCAUCGUUUUUGUCUCUGUUGUGGCACACAGAAUGUUCAUUGACAGACGACACAAAAGAUCUGAAGAACUGACCAAUCCUGCAGAGAUGAUUGAACAAACUUCAUUUUGAGAAAAAACGUCAUUAAUUGAGUGUUUUGUUGUAUAUGUGGGAGUGUAUAUAUGUGCUGAACGAAUGAGUAAUUUAAUAAAUUGUGUUAAACGGAACAAGAAACAUU
This is a messenger RNA of Syngnathus acus (greater pipefish), 2079 nucleotides long. Its product is annotated as ectonucleotide pyrophosphatase/phosphodiesterase family member 7-like. The record is from RefSeq and is a predicted model, not a curated record. NCBI's taxonomy places the organism in Eukaryota, Metazoa, Chordata, Actinopteri, Syngnathiformes, Syngnathidae. Bases 414 to 1973 code for a protein of 519 amino acids. The transcript has 6 exons.